AUGCUAUACAGUGCGCAGCUAGGAGGAGCAACUCGAAAGCAAAACGCACUGCCCUUCACCACUAGCAUCCAAUCCUGCAAAAGCCAAAAUCGAAGCCGCACGGCUACGCAAACGCAUUCGUCCUUCACUCCACCAGUUCCGUACACGUUAAAAAUCAGCAAAAAGAGAGAACUUUAUCGGCCUCUGCUAGAGUCGAACGAGCCUUUCUCACAGACUCUACAGAACCAGGAUGAGCUUGCUAGGCCCCAGAUACAUGCUCGUUUCCACGAGCACCCUGGCUACACAGUAACGUCAAGUCAGUGUCUUCAACCACUGGACCAAGAGACCUAUCUAGGAAUGUUUUGA
Alternaria atra is the source of this 345-nucleotide messenger RNA. RefSeq lists its product as uncharacterized. The record is from RefSeq and is a predicted model, not a curated record. NCBI's taxonomy places the organism in Eukaryota, Fungi, Ascomycota, Dothideomycetes, Pleosporales, Pleosporaceae. The transcript has 2 exons. The coding region runs from base 1 to 345 and encodes 114 amino acids.